UCGUACUGCUCGGCACUUCAUAGGGGUCACGCAAGUCAUUUUUACAACUGCACCUCUAGCCUAGUCACCGAGAGCACUGGGCCGUUGACAUCGAUGUUCUUGACACCAAUCUGUCAAUCUUUCAGCAAUCAUUGCUCAACGAAAGGAAGCUAUUCUGAAAAUGAUUCAACAAAAUGAGAGCUAAAUAUAUGUCUUUCUUUCAUCUGUGAAUACUGACGCAUUGGAAUCUUGAAAGAUUCGGUUAGAUUUGCUCCAAAUUGAAAAAAAUUAUUUUCAAUAAUACUUUUGACUGUGUCCGCGGUACCUCAACAUGGAGCAUUCGAUGAAGCUGGUGGAGACACACUGCUCCAAGUACCUAGACAUGUUCGGAGAGUGUAUCAAGCAGUACCCACACACCUGGCAGAUGGACUGUGAGCCCGAGAGAAGAAAACUGGCAAAGUGUGCCGAGACAAACCCAGAAAUUGUUCACAUAAAGACAGUUUGUGGCGACGAAUUCCACGAGUACGAAAAGUGCAUGAUCGAGAAUCGAGCAGACACGGAGAAAUGUGCCGAGCUCUUCACAACCUUCUCUGACUGUGCCGAUGCUGCUGUAGGCGCUUUUACCGCGACGGCAUCUAACCCUGCGACUGUGAGCAAAGCGUCUCCCUCCACUGGAAGUUCAUCGGCCUCUUCUAACGAGAGAUAACAAGAUCUACGGUGUAGCAGAUUGAUGAACGCCAGUGAUUGUCUUGCAGCAUCAAGCAGCGAUUCACUCACCAUAAGGGCUGUUCAAAUUUAAUCUUACACCUUUUUCCUUUUUUGGGACUUUUUGCCCCUCC
Messenger RNA from Aplysia californica (California sea hare), 818 nucleotides. Its product is annotated as coiled-coil-helix-coiled-coil-helix domain-containing protein 5. The record is from RefSeq and is a predicted model, not a curated record. The transcript is spliced from 4 exons. NCBI's taxonomy places the organism in Eukaryota, Metazoa, Mollusca, Gastropoda, Aplysiida, Aplysiidae. The coding region runs from base 311 to 685 and encodes 124 amino acids.